This is a messenger RNA of Cheilinus undulatus (humphead wrasse), 8985 nucleotides long. It is a transcript of the gene rif1, whose product is annotated as replication timing regulatory factor 1. The coding region runs from base 327 to 8366 and encodes 2679 amino acids. Gene Ontology annotation, biological process: telomere maintenance. Gene Ontology annotation, cellular component: nucleus. The transcript has 36 exons. Lineage: Eukaryota; Metazoa; Chordata; Actinopteri; Labriformes; Labridae. The record is from RefSeq and is a predicted model, not a curated record.
UGGCGCCAGCGAUUUCGCGGGGUAACAGCUGCACGAGAGAGGAGGGCAGCGAGAUUAUAUAGACAGAAACAGCUGAAAUAGAGAGUUAUAAACCCUCCCAGUAACUCUGAGGGUUAAUGUUGGCUUUCAUGGUGUUUUAUUCUCACUCCCGCUUCUGCUCCUGUUCGUCUAAACUCCGAGGUGAGCCGUCUAUGUGUCACACAGACCACCAUCGAUAACACUCAGUAAAUACUGACUGUUACUGAUGCUUCUCUGCUUCUAGAUCAGGAUAAGUGGAGGGUGGUAGCAGCUUUACAUAAAGCUCACUGAGGUCUUUGGGAGGAAUAAUGAUGGCGACGGCAGGGCCUCCAAGCAGCUCCAGCCUCCUCCCCCUGCUGGAGUCUUUGGAGGACAACGCUGCUGGACAGUCAGAGCAGACAGAUGCCUACCUCACUAUCGCAAACCGGCUCAGUGGAGAAGAAGGCCGACAGUUUCUCCCUGCAGUUGAAAAGCACUUUUCUCGUUUGGGUAAAGCUAUGCUGGCUCACAUGACCAGUCCCAAUGCAGAGCUGAGUCAAGCUGCGCUGCAGGCGUUGGGGUUUUGUGUUUACCACUCACAUGUUGUCUCUGGAGUUCCUGAAACUCUUGCAGCAGAAAUCCUCUCAGCACUUUGCUCUUUGGUGGUGACAUCAACAGAUAAAAACACAUGCACCAGAGCAUUAUGGGUCAUCUCCAAACAGAGCUUUCCCCCAGAUGUGGUGGCUAAAAAAGUGCCAUUGAUACUGGGAACACUGGAGAGCGUGUGGAGCAGAGAGGACGUCCAGUCUGUUGUGAUGGAGCAUGAGGCCUUAAAUGUCGUCAUCAGGAUGUUGGAGCAGGUGCCGGCUCAGAUGGGUGACGGAGCGGUUCGAUGGGCAAAGCUCAUCAUCCCGCUGGUUGUCCACUCUGCCUCAAAGGUGCGUCUACGAGCUGCAGCAGCCAUGGAGAUGGGCCUGCCUCUUCUGCUGCAGAAACAGGCGGAGGUGGCUGCUAUCAUUGAACCCAUGAUGUCCUCAAAACUGAUCCCAGAGCUGCAGAAACUUUUUAUGUCUAAGAAUGAAACAAACGUCCUGAAGCUCUGGCCCUUAUUUGUUAAACUGCUCGGAAAGCUGCUGCACAGAGGAGGCCCCUUCAUCAACUCUCUGCUCCAUCUGGAGGAGCUCGGUUUCCGCAGCUCUUCUCUCCCCAUCAAAAAAAUUGCCUUCAUCGCCUGGAAGAGCCUCAUCGAUAACUUUGCCCUGAAUCCAGACAUCCUGUGCAGCAGCAAACGUAUGAAGCUCCUCAUGCAGCCCCUCGCCUCCAUCAACGUCAGGACGGAGGCACUGCUGCUAACCAAGGUGGAGGUGUGGUGGUACCUGGUGGUCCAGCUUGGAACCAACUUAUCGUCUAACUUUGAUCAGGUUUCUGUCCCUCUUCUUCAAUGCACUAUCGGAUCAGACUCCACAUCAGUCCCAGGAACACCUUCAAGAGCAGCCAGUCAAAACGGUUCAGUGACGCCUGCAACACCUAAAUCUGCAGGCACUCCAGGCUUCAACAGUCCAGCCAAUUCGUCUCGGAUGAGCCUGAACUCCAGCGUGCAGGUCCAGACCACCUUUCCGUCCAUCCAGCUGCUUGGCCUGGAGAUGCUGCUGCACUAUUUCCUCGGGCCGGAAGUUAUUGCCACAGCGGCAAAAAAUAAAAUAAUCCUGAGCCUUGAGCCGUUGAACCAUCCUUUCCUCUCUGGAGCGUCUUCUUUCACCAAACACGCUGCUGUGCUCAUAUCAAACAUCAGAGAUGGAUUCAUCAACAUCGGCAAAGAAGCUCCAGAUGCUCUGUUGGCCAUCAUAUGGACAAAUCUCGUCCGAUUUGUUAACUUCACCAUUGAGUCAAGCAGUAAGAAGGAUCGACAGGGCUGUGAAGUUUUCACUCUGAUGCUUCAGGCUCUGCAGAGCAUUGUCACCUCAGAGGCUCUACCUGCAGAAAAAGUCCUGAUUCUGUUUGAAGCAACAGUGAAAGGUCUUCCUCAGAGAGUCCUCGGCUCGGCCUCCUAUCAAGUGGGGAAGAUGGAUGUGCUGAAUGGAACACCGGCUCUGUUUCUGAUUCUGCUCCUCUACAACAGCAGCAUGCUGCCGGCUUACAUUGAGGAUGAGAGGUUUUUCCACUGCCUCCAGACUCUGGUUGGCUGCGGUCUGUCCGGUCACACGUCCCCACUGGCGUUUGGGGAGGCGGUGCUCGGCGCCAUCAGACGCAGCGCUGCGGCUAUUCAGAACAAAGAGCAGCUGUGGAGGAUGUGGAGUGUGAUGGUCGGACCGCUGACUGAAACAAUCACACAGUCCAAUGAAGUCAACCAAGGUGACGCUCUCGAGCACAACUUCAGCGCCAUGCACUCCGCCUUGUUGUUUCCUAUCACACAUCUUCUAUGUGGGACACCUCUGCAGCAGGCGUCCCAGAAGUCGAUGUUGUCCACGUGGUCCAAACUCUAUAAAGUGUUUGCUCGCUGCUCUGCUCUCGUGGUCACAGCUGAGGAAAACAUCUGCUGUGAAGAGCUCUGUGCAAAGAUGACGACAGCCAUUGACAGAGACGCUCUGAAGGUUCCUUCAACAUUAAAUACUGUUUCCAGUGUCCUCCAUGUGAUGGUCGAAUGUGUUGACUUCUCACCGUUCACUCCGCAGUUUCAGCAGAAACUCAAAUCUCCUCACACCCCGGUGAACUGGAUGAAGAAGAGGAGUAAAGUCCUGGGGAAUCUGACCACUUUCCAGUCUCUGCUGGUUCAGUGUUUGGAUAUUUACCUGGAGGACUCAGAGGCUCCGUCUGAAACCACAGGACUCUCUCUCGUCUCCAUUAUGUCAGUUCUCUUCUCGAACCUCGUUCUCGCCAACACGGUCACAGAAGCCCUGAACUCUCUGAUUCAACCUCUCACGCUUUUCUACCAACAAGCAGCAAACGAGAAGCCUAGAUUCUCCUUGCUGCUGCAGGGGAAGUUGGAAAAGCUCCUCUCUGAUAUCCUCAGCUGCCUGCAGACUCGCUCUACUUUGGCAUACAACUCUGAGCUCCUGUCUCUGCUGUCUCCUGUGCUCUGUGUGGUGUUUCCUCACAAGAACAAGCAGCUUCGUACCUCCGUCACUCAGUUCUGGAACGCCACCUUUGCCAACUCAGUCAACCUCACCUACCCCGAAGAGAUCAGACCAAUACUGAGCCAAGUGAAGCAGAAGACUCCAAUCAUUCUUCCUGGAUUUGAGGUUGUCAGUGUUACUGAUGAGUUCAGUGGACCAUAUUCUAACGAGAGCUCACAGAUGGAGACAAAACUCAGUGGGAUACCAGUUUCAUCUGUAGGAAAGAGGGACUCGCUGCUGGGGAAAGCCAGUGAGAUGAAGGAGAGAAGCUCCAUGAAGAACUCCAAACCAGUUUCUAUGAAACUUGACUUUGGCUCUCCCAAACUUCCUCGUAGGGAGGUUUUGGAGGAAGAGGCCUCCAUCGACUUUGUCUUCAUCCCUCCUGAGACAAAGGAGCGCGUUCUGACCGAGCAUCAGAAGGAGGUGAAAAGGACUAAGAGGGUUGACAUCCCUGCCAUGUACAACAACCUUGAUGCUUCUCUGGAUACGACAGUUUUCACCCAGUACAGUCAGAGCCAAGAAGACUCUUUGGAUAAACUGCCAACUCAACAAGCUGAAAAUGUUACCAAAGAGGCUCCUGCCAAGGUUCCUAAAGAAGACGAAAAAAAGGAGGAAGAUAUGGAAGUUUUAUCUAAAGAUACACAAGAUGAUGCCAGUCCUAAAUCUGCAGAGACUGCUCCUAAAAGUCCUGAGCAAGAGGUGAUGAUCCCUGAAUCAGCUGAUGUCUCCAUGGAGGAUGUCUCUACUAGUGAUGAUAAAGCAGAAGUAACAGAAGUGCAAUCUAAAGAUGGGGCUAGCCCUAAUGUCUCUAGUUCCUCAGAUUUGGUCUCAGGGACUCCCCAGAAACCCAACAGCCGUCGACAGUCCUUUAUCACUCUUGAGAAGUAUGCUGAAGGAAAGUCCAGCCCAGGCAGUGUCUCUAAGUUCACAGGUCCUCUUGUGAAAACCUCUGACAGCCAGGAAUCCAAAACCAAGGCAUCAUCCUCUCAGGCCUCCCAGAUAUCCUCUGGUCCAAAUUCUCAUGAAUCCCAGUCCACUCAGGACUCUCAAAGUCCUGCAAACAAUGCUGCAGAGUCUCCAGUGAGGCCAAAAGACUCUGGGUUAAAAUGUGAACCAGUGAGGCUGAUGGAUAGACUGCCGAGUAACACAGCAGAGGAUGAAGAUGUCAUUCCGGACACCCAGACUGAAGCUGAGGGUAAGGCAAGCACAAAAAUGUCUUCAGCUACAGAGGAAAUGGAGUCAUUCAGCCAAGAAGAGGAGUCUCAGCAGUCUCUGAAUGAUUCCCAAUCAUCAGACACUUCUCCAGGUGAACCAAGAAGGUCUGGGCGCCAAAGGGUCAGACCCUUGCGCCCCGGAGAAGACCCUGAGGAACGGGACCAGAAGUUUGUGCUGAAAAGGAAGCGAUCUGAAGGAGAACCAAAAGGUGACUCUCCAAAGUCGAGCUCAGUGCAAAGCAGACCAAACACAAGAAGUAAGAACGCUACUGAGGAGGACAGUGGUAAAGACAGAUUACGAACACGAGCUCAGAGAGAUAAGGGGGAGUCAAAUCAGACUAACUCUCAAGGAAGGGCACAAAAGAAGAUCAAACUUUUCAGUAAUGUAGAGGACUUCCUUGAUCAGCCUGAACCUAGAAGGAGAAGCACCAGAGAUCGCGAGUCCAGCCAAAAUGACUUGCAGUCCGAAAGCCAGUCUCAGGGUCGGUCCAGCCGGCGGAGUACAUCAUCUCUGGACAAAGCUGAUGCAAAGAAAAAGGACAAAGAGUCCAGUCAAACUAACUUGCGAUCAGGUUCACAAUCUGAACAGGAGAGCCAAUCACAGGGUCGCUCCAGUCGACGGAGCCGGUCAUCGGCAGAGACCAAAAAGGUUUCCUCUGAACAAGAGUUGAACCAAACGGCAACACCAGAGCUCGAGAUGGGAGAACAGCCUGAAAAUGUCCAAGUCAAGCCAAACAACGAUUCUGAAGUCAUCACCUUUGACCCUAAAAGCAUUGAUUCCCAAGAGUUUGACUUUGUGGAACAGACAGAAAAAGAUGAUUCUCAAAUGCUUGCCUCUUCUCCACCUAAGGAAUCCCAAGAUGAACCUAGUACGACCAGUGAGCCGGCAAGUUUUCUUGAAGACGAGAACAAGACAAAGGAAGAUUCUGAUGGCAACCUAGGUCAAGAGGACUCCCAAGAUAUCACUUCCUCUUCCUUGGAUAGCCAGUCAUUGCGAAAAUCCAGGAGAAGCAAGGCGUCCUCCGAGUCUGUGGGCCAAUCACCAGAGUCUGAGAAUGCUGAAAAGGCUGAAAAGAAAGAGGAAGACUCUCAGAAAGAGGUCUCAUCUCAAAGUACUGGUUCCCAAAGUAGGACAAGCAUGCACAAGAAGAUGGCGGCUGUAUUAGUGGUCAAAGACAAGACAAAUGAAGGUACAAAUGUCAACCUUAGUCAAGAGGAUUUUCAAGGUAUCGCUCCCUCUUCCUUGGAUAGCCAGUCUUUGCGAAAAUCCAGGAGAAGCAAGGCAUCCUCUGAUUCUGUCAGCCAAUCCCAUGAGUCUGAGAUUACUGAAAAGGCUGAUAAGAAAGAGGAAGACACCCAGAAAGAGGUUUCAUCUCAAAAUAAUGGUUCCCAAAGUAGAGCAAGUACACGCAACAAGUUAGGGGCUGUAUCAGCCAUUGAAAACAAGACAAAAAAAGAUGCAGAUAACAACUAUAGCCAAGAAGAUUCUCAAUUUAUCACACCCAUGUCCUCUGACAGCCAAUCCUUGCGCAAAUCCAGAAGAAGCAAGGCAUCUUCUGAUUCCCAACAGGUCACUUCUCCUCUUGGUGAAUCCCAGGAGUCUCAGAUUGUAGAAAAGCCCAAAAAGGAGAAAGCAGACUCUCAGAUAGAAGUGACCAAUGAGUCUCAGGAUGGAACAAGUUUGAAAAAUGAACCAGAGGUGGAAGACAUAACCAAGACUGCUAAAAAUAUGAAGGAGGACUCACAAGUACUCGCAUCUUCCUCUGAUAGCCAGCCUCUGUGGAAAUCCAGAAGAAGUAAGGCGUUGUCCGAAGCAGCAGAGCCUGAGGAUAAGAGUAAAUCUAAAGACUUACCAAGACGGCAGAGUAGAUCCAGUUCUCAGACAUUGGAAGCUGUUGAUCAUGCAGAUACAAGAGCUAGUGGAAGGACCAGGAGAAGCAUGGCAAAAGAGGAGCAAUCAAAAUCAAGUCCUAGCUCAACUAUGGAGGGUUCUCAGUCUUUAGAGUCCUCACAAGGACGAAGAUCCUCACGAAGAUCUUCUCAAACUCUUACUGCUAAUGUAGAGUCUUCAGGAUCUGAAUCUUCUCAGGCUAAAGAAAGUUUUGUUUCCAUAAAGAGAGGAAAGAAACCUCAAGUAUCUGUGCAAAGUCCUUUAACUCUUGAAUCUAAAGAGGCCAAUACCGAUCAAGAUGCUGUUAUGGUUGAUUUGCAGUCCUCUGAAAAUCAAGAUUUACAAACUGUAGAGGUUGAAAUGACAACACAUAAUGAAGAUUCUCUUAAGGUUAAGAAGGGUUCUGAAUCCCUUCAAGUUGCAAGUAACAUUGAGGAGCAAAAUAUCAAAUCACCAAUGGAAGUUGAGGAUCAUCCUCAGACAGAUAAUGCAAAGAUUAGUGAAAUGUUUGCAGUUUCGCCUCACAAAGAGGAACAACUAAAAGACAAAGAAACAUCCUCUUCCCAAGAAACUGGGGCCUUCAAAUCUGCUGAAUUGUCUGAAUCUGUACAGAUCAGUGCUGAACCAAGUGAACAGCAACAGGCUAUACAAUCUCCUUUGAAGACGUCUGUGCCCCAAGAUGAGGAAACAGAGCAACCACAGGUCUUGGAGUCUCCAGAGGGGAAAGCUGAAGUGUCUGAGCCUGAGGACAAAGUUUCAGUGGAACAAGAUGCUAAUUUAGAUUCAAACGACCAAGAACAACUACCUGAGGAACCAGCAGAAGACGACCAAGGUUCCUCUCUUGGACAAAAAGAUGGUCAGAGUGAGGAAACAGAGCAGGCAAUUGUGGGCAACGAGAUCACACCUUUACAAGAUGGUGACAAAGAUGGCCAAACCCAGAUUAUUGAGCAACAAGUAGAAGAGGAAAAGCCAACUGCCUUUGCUGCGAAUGAAACGGCUGCAACUGUUGAUGCAGCUCUCACUGAUGUCUGCAGUACUUCAAUUUCAUCAGAAUCUACAAACAACCUGGAAAAUCCUGAAAAACUUCAGGGAUCACCUGCAAAGCAGAAAGACCUGGAAGCAGUAAUGGGUCAAGAUGUCGGCCAAAGCCCCAGUGGUGGCAGAACCAGAGGAUCCUGGUCCCCGUCAGCCUCCCCAUCAACCAGUAUCCUCAAGAAGGGCCAGAAGAGACCGCUAGAGGAUGAAACGCCCUCACCUCUGGUCAAAUCCAGGCGUGUGUCCUUUGCUAAUCCGAUCCAGCAGCAGGAAAUGGCAGAUGACAUUGAUCGUCGGAGUCCUGCUUUAAGAACCAGCUCCCCAAGAAGAUCUAAAGGUAGCAGCAUCCCACAGCCUAAGUACGUUACCACUCCAACAAAAGGAAUGCUGAUUCUGAGUCCCAGGAAUCUGCACAGUCCAGGAUACAAGAGCUCCAAGAAAUGCCUGAUUUCUGAGAUGAGCCAGGAGCCGCGGCCAGUCUCCAGAGACUGUAUCUACCCUGCCCUGGUCGGCUGCUCCACACCUGUUGAAGCUGUGCUGCCUCAGAUUUCCUCCAACAUGUGGUCUCGUGGUUUCGGGCAGCUUGUUCGAGCCAGAAACAUUAAAACAGUCGGAGACCUCAGCGCGUUAACACCUAGUGAAAUCAAGACUCUCCCUAUUCGUUCCCCGAAGAUCUCCAAUGUGAAGAAGGCUCUUAAAAUCUAUGAACAACAGCGUAAAGGACGAGGUGGAGAUGAGCUGAAGAGUUUUGAUGAAACAGAAAUGAUGACGUCUGAACUGGAGGAAACCAGUGCUCCUCAAAACCAUGAAGAGGAGGACAAAACCUCUGCAGAGACACUGGCGACUGAGCUGGUGGACGAGCCUGCAGAAACCAAGCCUGAUCAUGAUCUCUCUGUGAAUCAGACAUCUGAGUCCUCUUCGGGAGAGCAGACGGCCAUAGAUCAGCAGCAGUCUGAGGGUCUACUGUCAGAGGUUGAGGCUCUGGCUGGCAGGAUGACUUCUCAAGAACUCGGCCAGUGCUCCUCGCAGCAGCUUGUUCAGAUCCACGACCACUUAGGAGGCCUGAUGGGGCACGUGGUGGUCGAGCUGCAGACACGACUCAGCAAAAUGGAAUAGAAACCAUCAUGAAACGUCUUCACUGGCACUGAGAGACAUAAAAAUGGACAAAUCUUAAACAAAGGCUGUGUGACGGAUCGUAAAUCAAAUUUUACAAUGGAGGAUUUUAAAUAUUUUUAACUCUUGUUACCUUUCCUCAGAUUUGGAUUUAUCUUCGUCAGAGGUGUUUCAAAAUCUGCUUGUGGCACAUUUUUGUAGCUUUAUCUGUUGUGUAGUUUAUACGAUUUUAAAUAAACACUCAAAGGGAAGUACAGUCACACUUUUGGGCUGUGUCAGAAGAUGGAGAAUGGUUUUUGAUAGCUGUAGUAUCAACGUGGAUGCUUUAUUCCCCGCUGUUGUCUCUGACUUUGUAACAUGGACAGACAUAGAAAGUUGUCCUGCUGCUGAAGCCUUCCUUUGUACAAACGCUUUCUGUCGUGGCACUUCUAUCCUCCUUGUGCCUGUUUUUAGAUUGUUUACAUUCACAGCAUCACUGCUCCUGUACAUUUUGUAGGAUUUCUUCUGUUUUUUCAUGUCUGUAUGUGUUUUUAUGUCACUUACUUUAGAUAGUUGUAAACAUCCUGCACUUCCGUCUUUCAUUGUGGUUUUAAAUACUUAAAUAAAGAUGUCUGAUGACCAU